Messenger RNA from Antechinus flavipes (yellow-footed antechinus), 1425 nucleotides. It is a transcript of the gene BPIFB3, whose product is annotated as BPI fold containing family B member 3. Lineage: Eukaryota; Metazoa; Chordata; Mammalia; Dasyuromorphia; Dasyuridae. The transcript is spliced from 15 exons. Bases 1 to 1425 code for a protein of 474 amino acids. Gene Ontology annotation, molecular function: lipid binding. The record is from RefSeq and is a predicted model, not a curated record.
AUGUUCUCCAUCCUCUCUAUGGUCCUUUUCUUUGGGUUGUUGACUCCAUCACAAGGGCUACUAGAAACAAUUGGAACAGUUGCACGGAUUGAUAAAGAUGAAUUGGCAUCAGCCAUCCAGAAUUCCCUAGUGGGUGGUCCCAUCCUACAGAAUGUGCUGGGAACUGUCACAUCCUUGAAUCAAGGUCUACUUGGGUCUGGAGGACUGCUUGGAGGAGGGGGCCUGCUCAGUUACGGUGGUUUAUUUGGAGUUGUGAAAGAGGUCUCUGGGUUGAAGAUUGAAGAGAUCACACUCCCCAAAGUAGCUGUGAAGCUACUGCCAGGAUUUGGGGUACAGUUAAAUCUGGUGACCAAAGUUGGCAUCCAUGGAUCAGGCCCCCUGGGGAGCCUGUUGCAAGUGGCAGCUGAAGUUAAUAUGUCAUCCAGAGUGGCCUUGGGGGUAAGUCCCAAGGGCACGCCAAUCCUGAUCGUGAAGAGUUGUAGUACCCUUUUGGGUCACAUCAGCCUGCUAUCUGGGCUGCUGCCAGCCCCACUCUUUGGUGUGGUGGAACAGACACUCUUCAGGGUGCUGCCCAGACUGCUGUGUCCUAUUGUAAACAGUGUCCUUGAGGUGGUGAAUGAACUCCUAGGCUCUGUGCUGUCCCUUGUCCCCCUUGGUGCCCUGGGCACUGUGGAAUUCACAUUGGCUACCCUGCCCCUCAUCUCCAACCAGUAUAUCCAGUUGGACAUCAAUCCUAUAGUAAAGAGUGUGGCUGGUGAUGUGAUUGACUUCCCUGAGCCUCCAAAGCCCAUCAAUGUGCCUCCAAAGGAGGAUCACACCUCCCAGGUGACAGUGCCAUUGUACCUCUUCAACACUGUAUUUGAACUCCUGAAAAGCAAUGGGGCCCUGGACAUUGACAUCACACCUGAACUGGUUCCUAGCAGUGUUCCCAUGACAAGCAUAGCUUUGGCAGAACUGCUUCCUAAGGCCCUGGGAACUCUGCCCCCAGACCAACUUUUGUUGAUCUCAUUGAGGGUGAAGGAAGUACCAACGUUUAUGCUCAAAAGUGGGAAAGCUUCUUUGUCCCUCACUGCAUCUAUGGAAGUGUUUGUUUACCACCCCCAUGGGACAUCUCAAUCCCUAUUUUCACUGAAUUCGGUACUGGCAAUGAGUGCUCAGCUAGCUACCUCAGCAACUAAACUACACUUAUCACUCUCCCUAGAACGACUCACUACCAAAUUGGUUUCUUCCUAUUCUUCUAACUUUGAUGUUUCACCUAUAGAGGAGUGGCUCAGUGAUGUCGUGCGGGCAGCCUACUUGCCAAAACUCAAUGUGGAAUUGGAAGUAGGCAUCCCUCUGCCUAAGAUCCUCAAUGUGAACUAUGCAAAUGCUGCUCUGGAGAUCAUUGAAAAUGCUGUCUUGCUGACUGUGGUUUCACGAGGCUAA